This is a messenger RNA of Musca vetustissima, 768 nucleotides long. It is a transcript of the gene Tctp, whose product is annotated as translationally-controlled tumor protein homolog. The record is from RefSeq and is a predicted model, not a curated record. Gene Ontology annotation, molecular function: calcium ion binding. Bases 158 to 676 code for a protein of 172 amino acids. Gene Ontology annotation, cellular component: cytoplasm. The transcript has a single exon. Lineage: Eukaryota; Metazoa; Arthropoda; Insecta; Diptera; Muscidae.
GAGGCAUUUUUCUUUCUUUUCGCUGUUGAAUUUAGCGCGUGGCAAACGUCGGUCCGGAUUCCCAAAUUUUUGUCCUCUCGGUGCGACCCGUAAACGAAUUUUUAUUUUUCUACCUUUCUACUACUGAAACAAAAAAACAAAACCAAACACCUCCAACAUGAGAAUCUACAAGGAUAUCAUCACCGGUGACGAGAUGUUCGCCGAUACCUACAAAAUGAAAUUGAUCGAUGAAGUCAUGUAUGAGGUGUACGGCAAAGUUGUCUCCCGCUCCGAGGGCGAUAUUCAAAUUGAGGGCUUCAAUCCAUCGGCCGAAGAAGCUGACGAAGGCACUGAGACCACCGUUGAAACUGGUGUCGAUGUUGUCAUGAACCACCGCUUGCAAGAAUGCUUUGCCUUCGGCGACAAGAAAAGCUACACCAUCUACUUGAAGGACUACAUGAAGAAGGUCUUGGCCAAAUUGGAAGAGAAAUCCCCCGAUCAAGUCGAGGUCUUCAAGACCAACAUGAACAAAGUCAUGAAAGACAUUUUGGGCCGCUUCAAGGAUUUGCAAUUCUUCACCGGCGAAUCCAUGGACUGUGACGGUAUGGUUGCCUUGUGCGAAUACCGUGACAUCAACGGUGAAAGUGUGCCCGUCUUGAUGUUCUUCAAACAUGGUUUGGAAGAAGAGAAGUGCUAAGAAGAAAUUCAACAACAAUGUUCAGCCAGCCAGCCUAUCACAUCUCUUUUUUUAUACAGUCGCAUUAAAUUAUAGUUUCAAUUUUAUAUAUA